AUGCCCAUGCGGACACCUUUUCACAGGGCGAUGAAUAUAAUACUUGACGGCAUCACAUUUGAGGUGACUGUGGAGCAGGUGGCAAUGCUGACGCAGCUACUGAACACGCUAAUGCGACAGUUCCCUCUGCGUGAUGCGAGACUUUUGCGGGAGAUUGAAAUCGCGAAGACACGGGCGGCGUACUCCACAGACCACAUCAUGCCGCAGUCGGCGCACCCGCGGCGUAAAACCAUCAGAAUACUUCCCACGGAGGAUGACAUUUUGCCGUUUUCUCGUGUCCGGAGUGAAGGCUGUACGAGAAGGAAGGGAUCUGCUACGCUCAAUAAGAUCACGGAUGCGCGGUUGGCACUGGAGCGAUUUCUUGCCCGCGACGGUCCCAUUUUAAAGGUGCCCUUUUCAGAGUCGAUUCCUGAAUUGAUGGCCGUGGAUUUCAACAAAUACCUUGAGGCUUUUGAAGCGGCAGCGGACGAGGCGAAGGACCACGCUGUUGUCACGAUCCUUGCGUCGCUGGAGUGUGUCGCGGGGUGUGUGCGUGUUGGCCCCGAUGGCUACUUGGAACUGCAGCUUCCGCGCGGGGUGCAACUUGCCUCCUCGACCCUCAACGACCUGAACUCCAACAGUCGUGUGAGUGCUGCUGUGCGGGACAUCGCAUUGCGUGGGUUCUGUCGACUCAGCGCGCAUGAGGAAUCGAAACUCAGUGAGGACUUUGUGGAGGUGUUUCACGUGGAAACGUCGCUGCGCAUGCGUAACUGCACGGCGUAUCCCUUCGAACAAGGACUUGAGCGCCAUUUGGAGAAGCAGCGGCGGUUUUUGGACGAGAACGACAUGGACCGUCUUUUUAACUUUUGUCCUUCUUUUGCAACAGAGACCCCACUGGAGACGAGUACUGCCAAGGAGCCAGAAACGGGCGUAAGUGGCACACAACCGGUGCAUGCAAACGGCGCCGGGGAGGAAGAUACACAUGAGGAGGAAGAGGAGCGCCUGCGAGGGAGCGCACGUCGAGCGACGAUUUCCUUUUUAGAUGGUCUUUUAUCCUUUCGAGAGAAAUUUAAAAGCCCGUCGGCGGCAAAUACUCUGUCUACGUGCUCUACGCGUUCUGCGGAGGUGAAUUUGCAAAGGGAUUCUCCAACUGACAACAAUAACAACACCUCUCAACGGUAUGCGACGUGUCUCUCUGCAACAAGCGAUAAGGACUUGGAAGACGACGAGUUUGAAGAGAUGGAGUGCACUGGGAGUGAUCGCACUUCGAUUCUCGCAAACGACGCCUUUGCCGCUGCGAAUGCCGGUGGUGAUGCGGCUCCGACGCCUUCUUUGAUGAGGGAUGUCGGAUUGGCAAAUGAUUUUAUGUUGCGUCCCUUGGAAUCUUUCACAUCGUUUCUGCGGCCGUUUUUUCUGCACUCGCGGGCUGACGACGAGGUGACGUCGCUGAACUAUAAUGCGGCGGCACGGCAAGCAAGGGGCGGUAUCCGCGAUUUCACGUGCUUUCACGCGCCGCUUCCAUCGACGACGUUUUUUGCGUCCAUGAGUCCCCAUCGAGCACCAAAAUUCUGCAUGGCGCAGGCAAUGUUGAGCCUUGCCCUCGGCGGUGACAACGACGAGGAUUCCGACGCGUGGGCUCUACGACAAACCGACAACCGCAAGCGCUCACGGGAGGGGGCCACGUCGAAGCAUCUGCACGUGGAGGCGGUGGCACCGAUCACAGUGCUUUUGACGAGACCAUUCUUGGAGAAACUGUCUUUUGAGGCCGAGGCACGGUUCUUCACGCAGGUGCACUACUACCAAUCCCUCAUGGCCGCACCAAUUUCGAGGCCCUCGUUCUCGCAGGGAAACUUAAGGGCGUGGGGGAACAGCGAAUUAGACGAUUACGGGAGUCAAACAGGGGCACAAAUACAACAGACGCGUGUGAUUCCUCGAAAGGAGCUUAGCAGGAAUCGCGCGCACCAAAAGCGAUGGCUGUCAGAAGUAAAGAUUACAAGCGUCAUUUUUCCUUGCAUUGAGGUGAAGGCAUUAACGGAUCUUCCGGUUCCUCGAGAAUAUGUAGCGCCUGGCGACAAGGCCAAUGGAGUGUACGCAACGACUCUGGGUGUGCGGUCUUUUCAGUUUGUCAUGCAGCAAACUCUGCCACCAGCACAUGCCGCAAUGCCGGUCGAGAAGCGCGCUUUGUCUGCUUCCGUCACGCUUUCCUCACUUGCUGUCAUCACACAGAUUGAGUAUGAGCCCGCGGUGCGUAGUGGAAACUUGCAAAUAAAAGUUCCCGGCAUUGCAUACGAUGAAGAGAAGGACACACUGGCUGUGGCAUACCUCACAUCUCUGUGCGGGCGUGGAAAGCGUGACAAUCAUCAAGGUAUAGGGAGCGGGACGUGCCGUCUCUCUGUGGAUACGGUUGCCCUGCAUCUCACACGCGACUUUUUCUUUUUUGCUCAUUCAGUCCAUUCGAUGCUGCAGCAGCUUCAGAACAUGCGACAGGCCCAGCAAAGAGAAAAUGUCCCUCUUACCCCCGUACCUGUUCCCAUCCUGCUUCCCCACAAACGUACAGAAAGCUUCCGUGACAUUGUAUUUCCCAAACAAUCUCCGAAUAUGAAUGUUCCAUUUGCCUCACUGGAGCACUUUGGCAUUGAGGCGAGUAUCACCGUUCAGGGAGUUGGAAAUAUAAACUUAUUCCGCGUUGAACUUAUUGACGUUUUCCGCGAAGGACGUUACAUACACGUUAACACGGAGUUGUCUAACGUCAUUGAGGUGAAGCGUCCCUCGGCGAAAUUCAUUGCGAGGGUUCCGUUGAAGUGGAAGGGUGAUGGUGCCUUGUCGAACACGGGCAUGAUAAGCUCCAUACUUCCGACUGCAUCAAGAAUGAUGGGUGCAUCUUUGCCAAGUUCUGAAUUGCGGUCUGAACCUACCUUAGAGCGGGGAAGACGCGAUCUGGAGGUGCAGCUCCUCGGGGAAAUUGAAGAAUUGUUGGUCAAAUGUUAUCCGUCAGCACUGCGCAUUUUCGCUGCGGCAAAGAAGAGGGUGACAGUGGUAUCGAUUGUGGCGGAGAGCGACAUAGAGUCGCCUAAUCGAUAUUUCACACGGUCAAGGGGACGGUUACCCUCUCUUGAUAUGAAACCGCCUGGUAGCGGUGUGGGUGUUGUGAUUAAAGGUAUCUUCACGUUGCGCCAGCUUGACGCUUAUUUCUUACAUUCGGAGUUAAACUAUAUGCAGUUCAAGGUGGUCAACCUCACUGGGUGUGUCGGGUCCCGAGCGGAGCGUAUCAGCUCGCGAGAGUGCGUUCAGACUCACGUCUUCACGGAGGCGAUUUCUGAGUGGAUACGAAAGCGACUGCACGUUUUGGCGCAGAGGGCGCGUUCACGUGCUCCUAAGAGCCGCUGCGCGGCCCCACCAUCCGUGACGCCAGAGUUGCAUCUGAGGAAAACGGCUUCCUUCUUUGCCGAAUCUAUAUUGUUGCAGUAUGUUGCCGAUGCAAUUGUGCCGCCGGGCACCUCGAGGGCCGCUAUGCGAGCUCCCGUGGAGUCGAUGCAGGAGCAUAAGGAGUCACGCGUCUUUGUUGCGACCGCAAAGGAAUUGGCAGUGGGCGUUCAUAAUGCGGACCAAAAUCAUAUUCCCACCAACGAUGGUGACUCAAAGGCAGCUUCUGACAAGAAACCCGGGGCUACGCCUGAGGGAGUGCAGAUGAACUUGCAGAUUGACGUUGGAAAGGUCUAUUUCCUUUUGCCAUAUCGUCCUCUAGCCACUGAGACCGUGCAGGCCCAAGUGCAUGAAUGGUUACAAGGGUGGAUAGAGGCAAAGAAGCUUCUCAAGUCCAUGCGCCACUUCAACCGCGAGAAAGCUAGUGAUAGCUGUCUUUCUUUGACGUUGCCCAACCAGAAGAAGAUUCAUGCGUCGUGUUGUGCAGUCCAGUUGCAUGAAGUGUGGGUCAAAGUGGAUUUGCCGCAUGGCAUACACGCGGCGCUGAGGAUUCCACUCGCAUCUGCAUUUUUUAACUUCUCCUCUGAUAAGAGGUUGAAUUUUAAGGCCCACCUACAUCCAUUUACAUUGACAUCUGAAAGUCCUUCGGCGGGGAGGCAUGCGGUGAAGUUUCCAAGCGUGUAUGCCAUUUAUGCCAAGGACGAGCUGGUGCGAACCGGCAUGUGCUUAUUGGAGUCGGUUGAGAUAACUGUGUCUUCGACCAUCAUUAGUCAUUUGAUUUUGAUUUUGGACAGGAUUGCAGACGUGUACACGGCCGUCUCGAAGCCGUUUUUUGUUGGUAGGGAGGAGGAAGGCGAGAAGGAACGUGUCCAGCAGCCGGUGACGAACACUUCAUUUGCACUAUCGUCAGGAUGGGAAGGUCGUUUUGUGUUUCUUCUGGGCGGUCUCCGUGUGUCGUACCUCACCUCCAUGACGAACCUGCGCUUCUCUGUGCGGAAGCUCAAUGCUCUGAUGGAAAUGUCAUUUUUGGGAAGGUACCGAAUGUCAAAAUUGAUGGUGAACGUCGUCAGUGCGCAGAUUGCUCUUGUGGAUCGUGACGAUUACGAUCAACUGCAGUCCACGCUACGACAAGCAAUGUUUGCGACUCAGAGCGAGUUAUCCGCACCUAGCACAUUGGUGGCAGCGACGCCUAAUUGCGCUGCUUCGUUGACCUCGGAGGAAUCGGCGCGGCUGGUGCGCCCACUUGGCGGUUUCAUUUGGGGCCUUUUUGAAACGUCCUUUACACUCUCCAGCGGGCGAAGCGACAAAAAUGACGUACGGGCAGCUCUUGAGAACAUCUUCGCGGCAUCGCGAGGGAUUCCUGUUGGUUUGCAUGAACUUGGAAAGCUUGGCAUCACCGCCACACGAUGGAAUCUGUCGAUCAGGUCGCCGCUUAUUAUUGCCCGUGUCGGGCUGGCUCCGCUUCUGCGGCGGUCCUUUGAUGAGACAAGAGACCUUGCAGAGAAGAUGCGGUUUGAGUCGCAGCGAGAGGGUCGUUUAUUACGUCGUCAGCUUUUCAAACAUGCAGCCUACCGCCGGUUGACACGCGUAAGGAAGCAGGUGGACGCGCAGGUGGAACUAACACAACGGGAAAAUAUAAAGCGUCUAAAGGAACUGACGGCGCAGGUGUUGCCGCAAGGCACCUCCGCGUUUCAUAAACGUCCCUGCUACGCAUCACCGUCAAGGAUAGCAACUGAAGCAGAUGAAAAGGAAGAUUUCUUUAACGCAAGGUCCGAUAACAAGUUCUUUGCCACAGUGUCGAAUUUCCUUGUAGUUGUGCCAUUUGGUGAUGCGGCAUACCGCAACAUCAUUGAAGGAGAUCAUGAUGUGUUUAUUUCUGGGCGUGGCGCAUUGGCACUGAAUCGCAGGCGUUUUAUUCCCACCAUGGCGCUGAAGCUGAAGGUUGAAAAGUCGACCUUCGCGUGCCGCCUCAUUCAUUCACAGAGGUGGGCUCCUGUGAUUCAGCCGAGAGGGUCAACUGAGAGUUUUGGUGGCUUCAUUGAUGCGGCAGAACUGGACGCCACAUCCAAAUUGACGUUUACGGCGCGAUACGUGAUGGACGAUGCGCAAUUUUAUUUCACUGAUGGUUCACCGCUGGAAAGUGACAUUUCGGCAAAAGAUCUGCUUAGCUGCACACACGUUCUUGGUGGACUUGGAACUCUCACCAGCCUGAGCCGUGAGGAAUGCCGCAACUCCUUUUCAAAGGUAUUUGUUAAUUCUAUUGACGUUCCGCUGCAUGUAAAUAAGAGUGGAAGCACAGUAAAAGUUGGUGCUGUUAUGGAUAUGAGCGCACCCCAGAUUUCGAUCUCAACACGCUUUGUGAGCAUCCUUAGCCAGUUCACAAAAGAAAUGCCGUCCGCAUCGCUCUCUGACAUUUUUAAACCUCGUCAAUUGUCGAAAGCAAGUCAUGAUGGGGCCGCCACGUUGCCAUAUUCCGCAUUCCGACGGCUUUCUGAGGAUGUAACGGCAGCAGGGAGAACUUCUCGAAAGGAACGGCAUGCCGAUCCAUUUACUUCUCACAAUGUGCCAAACGCGGCCAAUAAAAGCCCCAAUUCUUACCAAUUUGACGUGACGAUGCGGGUUGAGCGUGGUGAGGUGAAGGUUUACUCCAUUCAGAGAGAUGCCGCUGUUGGCUCUCCCAGUGUCCCGCAGGCCUCUGACGCCGCAACAAGUAAGAUGGGCCGUUCGCACCGAAGGCGGGUGAGGCUCAACCCCGAGACGUUGGAGAAGAACACCGCGAGUUCCGGUGCUGCCGAUGCUGCCACUGUGGUGUACCCCAUGGCGGAGCUGCUUGCCUUUCCAACACCGGAUAUCACCACGAUGGUGUUGGCAACUGUUUGUGACUCCACGAGUGGUGAUCAUGAAUUAAUUGUCCGCGUCGAGCUGCGGGCAAGUACGGUUGAAAUUUUGCCCUCUAUCAUGUCGCUUGCAGAGGAAAUUGAAGAGUGGGCGACGGUGCAUGACCGCGGCAACAGUGAGCGCGUGACGAAAUUACUUGGCCUCGUAAAGGGAUGGGAGAGGGAUAUCACCAGCAACGACCUUGCUCUACACUCUUCUAUAGCCGAUGUGGCGUUGCCGGUGCCCAGUGCCUUCGCCGAGGCGGUGGCGCAGUCCAGAGCAACGUCAAGCGGUUUAAUCGCACUGCGGCGACAGAAACAGAAUCGCGGAGACUGCCCGAAUUCUACGCAACCUAGAUUUCAGCACUCAUCUGACGCGGGAUUCUCAGGUCAUGAUAGCAGAGGAAAGAAUACAUUUACGAGCAUUCACAUCCGCAUCACAGGACUACGCUUUGUGCUGAUGACAGAGCCCGCCUCGACGGUAACCCUCUCACUUUUUUUGGACGAGCGGGGUGGCAGUCUGGACUUCUUCGUGCAGCGGUUUUUGGGACAGCCACUGGGGCCUUUUCAAUGCACGAAUGCAUUUGUGCCGGGGCCGCUUUUAUUCACAAUUUGUGCUCGAAAGAUGCAGCUGGAAUGCCAAGCGAAGCUGGAAGUGAAGUCAUUUGAGAUGUUUUUGCCAGAGGCAGUGACGUGUGUCGCGUUGCGACGCCGAAAGCACGUGUGGGAACUUACAAACGUGUACAUUCAUACACCGUCUGAUGUCUCGGGAGGUGUUGAUUUGGAGGUUAGGGUGCGAGCACCGCAUUUGUCGCAGCUUUUCAUUGUGCAGGAGCUUUGGCACAAGGCGCUGCUUGAGUCGCUGCAGAGCAUUCGUCAGAUGUUUACUCGCAGUGCAAGCAUCAUUAAAGAAAAUGUACGGAAGAGUGCCGUUAUUUGCCGUGGUCUAGAAGCGAUGCGUAAGGGCCAGGUGGAGGAGGUGCUGGUCGUUGUCGUCACGGCAUCUCACAUUAAGUUGCGACUUGACCUCAGCUCUGGUAACGCGCAACAGGCAACCGUGGGUGGCGUUAGUCUCAUUCUGCUGAGGACUCGAUCUCCCGCGCGUGUGUGUUACAAGACGUGCUUUGAUUUGGCGGUACGGUCUUUUAUACUGCGUUCUGAGGGUGUUCUUUCCGGUGUGGCCAACCUUGAGAGCGUGCUUAUUAAAGCAUUCCUCAUUGAAAAUGCAGAUAACGCGAGGAAUUUGGUGUGUUCACCGACAGGACGCACUUUCCGCGAGUUGUUGUGCGUGCAGAAACUACACGCGAUGUUUAAGGAGCGGCAGUUGAAGGAUGUGUUUGAGUGCCAGGCAACAGAGAUCUCCCUUGGUUGCAUGGACGGAGUGGGUGAGGAGGAACGCAGGACAGUGGAGGCGGAGUUGUCGCUGUAUAGAAGCAGUGUGUUUGUGACACCAAGUACAGUGCCGGCGGUUCUCAGCACCAUUAGCAACGUGGGUGAGGUUGUGUCGACGCAAAGGGAGGUGUCAGUAUUGCGAUUGCGGGAUGGUGGCAUAAAAACGUCUCACACCUCGUUCAAAAAGAAGGUGAAGGAAGUUUUAUUUGACAUUGAGCGGUUAUUAGAGCAAAGGAAAUGGUUGGUUGGCGAUGAACGACCCCUGCCCCUGUUAGGCAUGGAAAUCCCGUACGGCGUGGAGAACAGUAACACCAGCAACAGCAGCCUCAGCUUCAGCCUUAGCGUCAGCAGCAAGGAGAAUGGCAGCACUGACAAACCCAGCGUUGCCAGUGACGAGGCGGAGAAAAGUCUUAUUAUCCCCUUUAUGGGAAACCUGCUCACACGCAUUCCGUGUGGCAAACUCACCAUGAAGCUGGAGCAGACAACUUUGCUGCUUGGUACCGCCUCGGCUGGGGCAACCAAUUCUGGGAGCCUCAUUGCGAGCUUCCCCAAGGCGAGGCUGUCCUUUGCGGAGUGCCCCGGUGACGGAAACACGACGGUAAAGAAGGUGCUUGAGAUCAAUACGGAGAACGUAGAACUCUUUCGUCCUGGCGCCGUCAAAGUAGUCAUUCUCGGGUUUCGUGGCACCAACAAUUUUGAGUUCUACUCCCGGCAGGGGAUUGGGGAUGCUGAGGUUGGCUUCAUGUUGACGCUGCUCCAGUCCAACCCGUGGACGGGCAACCCGCGCUUUCAGGACUUUCAGGAGUUGAUUCAACUCGUGUGCUCCUUCACCGCGAAGGGUAACGCGGAGAUGUUUCAUCGGUUUGGCAGGAUUGACCAGGAGCGCCCUGGGGACUCAUCGGACACAAAGUCAUCCUCUAAUGCUAAAUCCAGUGGAGAUGCCACUGCUGCAGCAGCCGGUGCCGUUUUUGCUCCCACCGCGGAGGAGACGGUGCAGCAGAACGCCGAGAAACGGUCCAGGGAUGAUCGAUACCUGAAGGCUCUUCGACAUGUAAAAUUUUCUCCACAACUACGCUUUGGUGGUGAUGUGGCGGUGAAUGUGGAUGUGAUUCUUAAUUGGGUUGGCGUAUCGGAGAAGAUGUUGCCACAAAUUUUACACAUGCAGGCAUGCGAUCGACUGGAGGGUCUUUUAAAUCGUCUUUCUAAAAGAACGAAAAUUAUAAAUAAAUAA
Messenger RNA from Trypanosoma cruzi, 8901 nucleotides. RefSeq lists its product as uncharacterized. Gene Ontology annotation, cellular component: membrane. NCBI's taxonomy places the organism in Eukaryota, Euglenozoa, Kinetoplastea, Trypanosomatida, Trypanosomatidae. Bases 1 to 8901 code for a protein of 2966 amino acids. The transcript has a single exon. The record is from RefSeq and is a predicted model, not a curated record. Gene Ontology annotation, biological process: fermentation.